This is a messenger RNA of Daldinia loculata, 1537 nucleotides long. RefSeq lists its product as uncharacterized. The record is from RefSeq and is a predicted model, not a curated record. Bases 254 to 1009 code for a protein of 251 amino acids. The transcript is spliced from 3 exons. NCBI's taxonomy places the organism in Eukaryota, Fungi, Ascomycota, Sordariomycetes, Xylariales, Hypoxylaceae.
CUUAGAGGAUGCUAAAUCACCGUUCCUGCCUAUAUAUUCUUCUCCUUUCUUAUACCAUUUCUCUACCUAAUGUAAAGCUAGUUUCCAAGCAGUCGACUUUAACCAGGGGAAACCCGUUGGGCACGCCUUUUUAUAACGAGUAGGAACCAUUAUUAUUAACUCCCGGCAGUGCUUCAGUAAAAACCCAAGUCGGACCAUUCUUUGGUUUAGUAACAAUAGCUUUCAGCUAAGGUACCUACUACGCUAUGUAAUAAUGUCUUCUAUCGAACUUGUCGAUAUGGAUACAACCGAAGAACAUCGACCAGAGAGACAAGUUACACAAGGACCCCUCGAAAAUUCAGUUGAGUUGAGGGAAAUAGAAGUUUUUACAAUAAACGGAGGAUCAAAACGGCGGCACUGGUUUUCUACGUUAAACCUCGGAGUCUCUGGAUACAUUUCUCUCAUAUCUCUUACAGUAUCGGUUAUUGUUGGUAUCGGUGCAGGACAAGCAACAAAUAGGAGUAACAGUAUCGGACUGGCGAGCUACGAGGUAUCAGCAUGGGCACUAUGUAGUGAUCAUGAGGCGAUUAAGGAUACUCCCCAGUGUAGACAAAUCCUCGAAAGCGGCGUCGACAAUAUUGCCCUUGACAAGAGGCAAAUUGGGAGUACAUCAUUACACGAGAGGUCUCAUGCUAGUGGUGAAACGGAACCUGUUGAGACUUCAAUAUCAUUCUCCUAUGACCAACACAAUCCAAUAACACUCACAACCUACUGUGACGAGAGAGAAACUUUGUUCCUGAGAACUAUCACCGCUCUUUGUCUCAUCCUACUCGUCGUUACAUACACUCUCCCAUACGCAACCGCUUACACGGCCGCAUUUGACGAAAUAACUACGUUUCUGGACUCUGUCGACUUCUUGAUCGUCGAGGAUAAGGUAUAUGAUAGUAUUUUUGCCAGGGUGCCAAGGCGGGAAGACAAGGUGCGAUUAAGCCGAAUAAUUACAUCGCGAGAUCCAGAAAAGCCGCGAUGAUCUAGGAGAGUACCUGGACCGUCUUUUUUACGUCAAAGGCAGCCAGGUAUUACGAAUUCCACCGCGAUUAUUUUGGGCUGGCUACAGGAAACAAUUAGAGAAAAGAGCGCGACGGCUCGAUAGGCUACGGACGCGUUUCUUAGUCGUAUAUAUGGACGUCUUUGCGACGACGGCGGAAGGCAGUACAUAUCUUCAACACCAAAUACCUAAUUUAGGUAUAUUCCGACCAGGCCAACCGAAAGCAUCAAGCAAAGACAAGGCGUCCCAUUAAGCUACAUUAAAAAUGAUAGAAAACCAUAAUAGCCGUCUCAAAUACCUCUAAGUGGCUAAUACUAACAAUAACGGACAAGAAGGGGAAGGGCUAACAUUGGAUUUGAUCUGAACUAGGCAGUUUUCACUUUAGGACGACUUUCCCAACUCGGACAACUUUCUCUUCGGGUUGUGGGGUUAGAGAAGUUUAAUUUUGGUACUAUAUUUAGCCCUCAUAUACGUAAGACUAUUAAGUAUCGCGGCUAGGGAAUAUAAUUG